ACCAAAAAAAACAAGGGUAAAAACCUAAUUAGGGCACUUCAGUAACGACGGGUUCCUCUUCUUGCCUUUGUCGAGAAGCAACAGGUUAACCGUUGUCUCUCUGACUUAGGUUUUUUUUCUCUCUGUGUUGACAGCGAUAUAGGUUAAAAUCAUGGAAGAGUAUAUGUAAUAAUGGACAGAAUCAGUUCGCUUCCCAAUGAUCUCUUACUGCACAUACUCUCAUUGCUACCUACUAAAGAUGUCCUAACCACGAGUGUUUUGUCAAAACGGUGGCUAAAUCUAUGGAAGUUGGUGUCUAAACUCAAGUACAUCGAAAGGUACGACAAUGCUGAUCAUGUGAGAUUUCUCCGGUUUGUGGAAAGGUCUUUGGUUCUAAACACGGCUCUAGUCUUACAAAGCUUGCAUCUCAAGUUAGAUCAACAAUGCAGCGAUGAAGAAGUUGAAUUUUGGAUUAGAACUGCAGUCAAACGUGGUUUGGGUGAGCUCAGGUUUGAAUACAGUUAUAUGAUUGAUGAGCCUAGCAGAUUGCCUCAGAGCUUGUACACAUGUGGAACACUUGUGGUACUAAAAUUACAAAACGUGUCGCUUGUGAAUGUUCGGUUCCCUGUACGUUUCCAGUUGCUCAAAACGUUGCACCUUGAUAAGGUUAUUUACUUAGACAAUGAAACUCCGCAGAAGCUAUUAUCAUGCUGCCCUAUUCUUGAAGUAUUGGACUUGGAUCGAGCUGAUUAUGACAACGUGAAGAGUUUCUCACUUAGGGUGCCUUCAUUACAAAGGUUUGACUAUUAUGGAGGAGGAGAUGGUUCUGAGCUUGUGAUGAAUACGCCUUCUUUGAAGUAUUUCAAGACUUUAGGUUUUGCUUACAAGUGUACGAUUGAGUAUUUGCCUGAGAUCUUGGUAGCACAUGUCGUGGUUACAUGUGGCAACACUGAUGAUAUCCUCAGAUCUCUUGCAUCAGUCAAACGCCUCUUCUUAUGUCUACCCACAGAGCCUCAGUUUCCUUCUGGUAGUAUCUUCCACCAGCUUGAACAUUUGGAGUUUUGCACAUGUGAAACAGAGUGGGAUCUACUUAUGUCUUUUCUCCGACAUUCCCCGAAACUUCGUUCUCUCAAGCUAAACGAGACACAUGGCAAUGUGUGUGGAUAUCGUGCACUUCAUUGGGAUGAACCAAGCUCAGUCCCUGAGACGCUGAAGUUCGUUCUUGAGACUUUUGAGUGGAGAAACUACAGAGGAUGGGAAGUAGAGAGAGAACUCGCAAGUUUUGUGUUAAAACAUGCAAGGCGUCUAAAGGUUGCGACGUUUUCUCCCCCAGGCAGAACACAACUGUAUACCACGCUUAUUAGGAAGUAUCGUAUGAUCACGGAGUUGGUGUGUUUGCGGAGGGGCUCGGCUGAGUGUGAGCUUGUGUUUGGUUGAAUAAGGUUCUGUUUUGUGAGGAGGAAAGGUAGUAGAAUAAUCGACAAACAAACAUUCUCACUGGAUAAUAAUAUUUGAAAAGCCAAUUUUGUGCUAUGCAUUUCUUGAAACAUUGUUGCUUCUACAUGGGAAGAAAUUUGAUUUUCCAGGACAUAUAGUUAGAGUAGAAAUGAUUUAUUUGCCUUAGAACUUACUCGGACUUCAAAUACAUUGUAUAAUAUUCAAGUACAAGAGAAGAGAACUAAUUGGUUUCAUCAAACAACAUAAGAUGUAACCAUAUGCAACUGGUUCUCUUACAUUAUUGAACAUAAAAUAAACAAACUUUAAGGAUAAAACAUUAACUGACAAACAUAAGACUGGCAUGAACUCCAGUAGUU
Molecule: messenger RNA, 1793 nt
Organism: Raphanus sativus (radish)
Lineage: Eukaryota; Viridiplantae; Streptophyta; Magnoliopsida; Brassicales; Brassicaceae
Product: FBD-associated F-box protein At5g56370
Exons: 3
Coding region: 172-1416 (414 amino acids)
Molecular function (GO): protein binding
Source: RefSeq, a predicted model, not a curated record